AUGGACAACCAGUCCCAGACCGUCCAGACAUGGUCUCUCAAAACCACUAUUGAAGAAGCUCGAACGAAGCCGAAUUUCCGCAGCUAUGUGCUUUCGAAAAGCAGUGGCAAGACUAUCUUGGCUCUGCAUCCGAUUGCUUUUGAUUUCUUGCAGGAAAGUCUCGUGCAUCAAGAGCGAGCAGAGUUGGCUAGCAAAAUCGACGCCGACAUAUGCUCUGCAAAGCCGAAGACCAAACAGGCAGCUGUUUCAUUCGCCCUGGAGGAGUCAAUCAAGCGGUUAUGUCGUUUAGGUGUGGUAAAGAAGGUAAAGAAGGAUGUUGCUACGAACAUUGAGCCUUCUCCGCCUAGCCAGCCAAAAUCCGCAGAGACGAGCGAUGUGUUGGACGGGAAGAAAACUGGUGCUAUCGGUUCACCUAUUAGUGUUACUAACAGUAAGCCUUCUGAGCCAGGUCAGGCUAUGCCAGUAAGAACAAAGGUGUUGGAUGAGAACAAACCCAGUGUCAACGAUACAUCGACCAGUGUCCCGCGGAUAACUGCCGGGCCAUCGAAGUAUAGCCGGUCCAAAUCGGUAGAAAAGAGCACUCUAUUAGAGGGCAACAAAGUCUGUCACAUCGGUACGCAGACUAGUGUCACGACGAUAGCUGCCGAACCGUCAAAGAAUAGGCCACCAAACACGGCGCAAAUCGAGGGACGCCAUGGACUCCGCGCACGAGGUGGGCCGCCAACUACCACUCUAGAGGCCUUUUUAUAUCGAUACGACACAUUCACACGACUGGCAAAGAGAGCAGCCGAUCCAUAUCACAAGACACACAUGAAAGGCCCCAAGGCCAGUCACUCGCGACGGGUAAGGUUCAGUCCUAACGUCAGAUACGAAGAAUACGACCAAGAUAGUCCAGCAAGUACCUCCGAUGUAGCCACCAGUGCCAAACCACCAUGCGACACCGACCAUGAGGCUGAUUCAUCGCCCAAGCCUUUAGUUCUGCUCUCAUUAUACGACGUGCCAGAAGCUCCCAAGUCCAUUCCCGAGGAGCAACUCAUUCGAUGCGUCGACGAGGUCAUGGCGCAAGGAGCUUUUGGUAUCGAUGAGUUGGAUGCCCAGGUUCUCUACAUCCAACGCGGUAUUCCAUAUGGCGACCGUGCAUACCAGUGCGCUUGGGUGAAGGAAGCGCAAGAAUCGCUCACCCAAGCUUAUGCCGCGGUAGACGAUGCUUGCCAGAAUGUAUACCCUGAUAGUCGUUGUUUGAAGCGGGAUCCUGUUAUGAAGGCUGUCGUAGCUAUCGCACGGGCGCAAAGACUUCUUGAGCUUGCGUUGCUGCGCGUGAAUGGCCCGGCGUAUAGCAAGGCGUAUCUGACUGCGUAUGGGCGUGGUUGA
Molecule: messenger RNA, 1371 nt
Organism: Alternaria metachromatica
Lineage: Eukaryota; Fungi; Ascomycota; Dothideomycetes; Pleosporales; Pleosporaceae
Exons: 1
Coding region: 1-1371 (456 amino acids)
Source: RefSeq, a predicted model, not a curated record